UAACUUCCUUUGACUCCUCCUUUUUUGGACUGCUUAUCGUCUUGUUCACGUGUUUGUUUGCCUUUAGUCGUCUUGACACUGAUCACACCUCUUGUUGUUGAGAUCAAGUGGCUAAAAUCACAGUUCAUUUUUGUUAUUUAAAAUCUGAAUUUAAGUUACUAUGUCUUCAAGGAAAGGAGCUGUUGGGCUUGAUAAUCUUGCGUUUGAUAUUGAGGAACAAGUCAAUGAUCAGCUGAAACAAAAGGAGGAAAAGAUGCAUGGCAGCAGCUGUGGAGCAGAGGAAAACAGAGAUAAACCUAUCUAUUGUGUCACUGAUGUUCCCCCUUGGCACCUCUGUAUUCUUCUGGCCAUUCAGCAUUACCUGACAGCUUUUGGUGGGAUCAUCUCUAUUCCUCUCAUACUGUCGGAGGGAUUGUGUCUGCAGCACGACAGCCUGACACAGAGUCGCCUCAUUAACACCAUUUUCUUCGUGUCUGGCCUGUGCACCCUGCUGCAGGUCACCUUCGGUGUUAGGCUUCCCAUCCUCCAGGGUGGUACAUUUGCUUUGCUAACACCUGCAGUAGCCAUGUUGUCCAUGCCUGAGUGGAAGUGUCCUGCAUGGACCCAGAAUGCCACUCUGGUUAACACCUCCUCUCCUGCCUUCAUAGAAGAGUGGCAGAGCCGCAUGAGAACACUUCAGGGCUCCAUCAUGGUGGCCUCUCUCCUCCAGAUCCUGGUGGGUUUCUCUGGUCUUAUCGGCUUCCUCAUGCGCUUCAUUGGUCCCUUAACCAUCGCCCCCACAGUCUCUCUCAUAGGACUGUCUCUAUACGACUCAGCUGGAAGCAAGCUCGGCAGCCACUGGGGCAUCUCUGCUAUGACAACAGCACUGAUCAUCCUGUUUUCCCAGUACCUCCGUCGUGUACCCAUUCCUGUUCCUGCAUACAGCAAAACCAAGAAACUGCACACCUCUAAGUUCUACAUCUUCCAGUCGAUGCCUAUUCUGCUGGGCAUUUUGGUGUCAUGGUUGGUCUGCUACCUCCUCACCAUCUAUGAUGUCCUACCAUCUGAUCCAGCCCAGUAUGGCCACCUGGCCCGUACUGAUGUGAAGGGGGAUGUGGUGAACGAGGCUUCCUGGUUUAAAGUCCCUUAUCCUGGUCAGUGGGGCCUUCCCACUGUGAGCCUUGCAGGUGUGAUGGGCAUUAUGGCUGGAAUAAUAUGCUCAAUGGCAGAAUCUGUGGGCGACUACCACACAUGUGCCAAGCUAUCAGGGGCCCCUCCUCCACCCAAACAUGCCAUCAACCGGGGCAUUGGUGUUGAAGGGCUCGGCUGUUUGUUGGCGGGGGCGUUCGGGACAGGCAAUGGUACCACUUCCUUCAGUGAGAAUGUGGCUGCCCUGGGUAUCACCAAGGUUGGUAGCCGGACGGUGAUUUUUCUGAGUGGAGUGUUUCUGAUUCUGAUGGGGUUGCUGGGUAAAAUUGGAGCCAUCUUCACAACCAUUCCUACGCCAGUGCUUGGAGGGAUGUUCUUGAUUAUGUUUGGAGUCAUUUCUGCAGCAGGAAUUUCAAAUCUGCAGUCCACAGACAUGAACUCCUCCAGGAACAUAUUUAUUUUUGGUUUUUCUAUCUUCACUGCACUUGUUCUUCCAAACUGGAUAAUGAAGAAUCCUGACUUCUUUCAAACAGGUGUAAACGAGUUAGACCAAGUGAUCCACAUAUUAUUGUCCACACAUAUGUUUGUUGGAGGGUUUCUUGGCUUCUUCCUAGAUAACACAGUUCCAGGAACCAAACGUGAGCGUGGUCUCUUAGCCUUGGAUGAAUGUCAUCUUGAGGACUCGAGCGACGCUUCAGAAAGUGAAGAUGUGUACGACCUCCCCUUAGGAAUAACAUCCUGCCUCUCAUCUCAGUCUUGGGUUCGAUACAUCCCGUUCUGCCCGAGGAAGGGCAAAAGGACUCAGAACAAGUCUGCAGACAAUCAGACCUCACAAAGUGAGCAGAUACCAAAUGGCACAGGGGUCACUGAGGAAUUUGCUUUUUAGCAUCUGAAAUA
Molecule: messenger RNA, 2025 nt
Organism: Cheilinus undulatus (humphead wrasse)
Lineage: Eukaryota; Metazoa; Chordata; Actinopteri; Labriformes; Labridae
Product: solute carrier family 23 member 1-like
Exons: 12
Coding region: 161-2014 (617 amino acids)
Biological process (GO): transmembrane transport
Cellular component (GO): membrane
Molecular function (GO): transmembrane transporter activity
Source: RefSeq, a predicted model, not a curated record